Molecule: messenger RNA, 318 nt
Organism: Puccinia graminis f. sp. tritici CRL 75-36-700-3
Lineage: Eukaryota; Fungi; Basidiomycota; Pucciniomycetes; Pucciniales; Pucciniaceae
Exons: 3
Coding region: 1-318 (105 amino acids)
Source: RefSeq, a predicted model, not a curated record
AUGCUGAGAUACGUGAAUACUGGACAACAAUAUAGAGAACGACGUGAGGACUUUCGGAACUGGGACAAAUACAAAAAUCGAGGCGGAGAAAUAGCCUGGCAGUCAGUUGGUAAAAUUCGAAAAGAUAGUCUGGAGAGACACUUGCAUAGUAAGAAACAAAAUGGGCUCACCUCUGCCGUCCUUAACGCUGCUGAUCGUAAGAUUCGAUUAUUAGCAGAUACAGUCGGGCUUGGCUGCACUAUUCCCUUCCUUGUCAAGAGGCAAGGCCGUCGUAGUAGUAGCUUGCAAGACCAUUACGAAUCCGAAGAGGGAGACUAA